AUGAAUCCAAACAUAGGUAUAAUUUACAGGAAUUGCACUGGAACAAAGAUUCAACUGAUCAAGAUGUCACCUACAACUCCAAGAGUAACUUCAAAGUCGGGGAAGGGAAGUAGCAGAGGAAGGUCGAGCGCAGCUGCAGAGGUAGAGGAAGGUUGCGCCCAGCAGCAGGAGGUCGCGCCGCCUCCAUGUCAGUUUUCUCAGUUCGCACCACCAUCCCCGACCUUCUUACUCAAGGCAACUGAGGAAGCUCAACAUCUAAAAAAGUUGAUACAAGACUAUAUUGCUUCUUUCAUCAAAGUUGGAGAUAAGAUGGAUCCUGAUCGUAGUUGGAUGUAUAAUAGAAACAAUCAUGGUCGAGCGGGUAUGAUUCCAGAAUUCGCAGAAGGUGUCACUAGAUUUAUAAAUCAUGCAAAGACACUUGAUGAUUUUUUAACUUCAAGAUUGAUUAGGUGUCUGUGUGUUAAUUGUGAAAAUGUGAGAUAUCAUACAACAGAGACUAUUGCUAUGCAUCUUAUGAUGAAUGGAUUCAAAUCAGGGUAUACAGUUUGGACUAGUCAUGGUGAGGUUGAAAGUGACACUAUGUUUAAUAACUUUGUUAUCGGUGAAAGUAGUAGAUCUACCGAGCAUAAUUAUUUUCAAGGUUCUAGAAUGUCAGAUAUGGUCGAUGAUGCUUUUGGGAUGCAUUCUGAUUUUGAACAAGGAGAAAAUGUAAAAGAAGCUCCUAAUGAAGAAACAAACAUCUUUUAUGAACAAUUGCGUGAUUGUAGUUGUCAUUUGUUCAACGGGAGUCAACACUCUAAAUUGUCUGUUGCAGUUAAAUUAUUAAGUAUCAAAUUUGACAAUAAUAUUUCUCAAGGAGCAAUGAUAGAUCUUAUAAAGGAAUUAGUUGAUCCCAAUGUAGAGAUUCAUGAUUCUUAUUAUAAAGCAAAUGCAUUGGUGUCUAAGUUAGGACUCUCCUCAAUAAGAAUUGAUUGUUGUGAAAAAGGUUGCAUGUUAUACUAUAAGGAGGAUGUCGAUCUAGAGUCUUGUAAGUUUUGUAGUCACCCUCGCUAUAAGACUGGUUCUAUCGGAAAGAAACUUGCUAUUAAGGCGAUGCAUUAUUUACCUCUUAUACCAAGUUUGAAGAGGUUGUAUGCAUCAAAUAGCUCUGCUCCUUAUAUGAGAUGGCACCGUGAAAAUAGAAGGCCACCUGGUGUCAUGUGUCAUCCAUCUGACGGAGAGGCUUGGAAACAUUUUGAUAGAACUUAUCCAGAUUUUGCCGCUGAACCAAGGAAUGUUAGGCUGGGUUUGUGUGCGGAUGGUUUCACCCCUUUUUCAGUUGGGGUUGCACCAUAUUCUUGUUGGCCUGUGUUUAUUACACUGUAUAAUCUUCCACCUGAGAUGUGUAUGACAAGUCCAUAUAUAUUUCUAAAUUAUGUCAUUCCUGAUCCGAGUAAUCCAAAAAGCAAGAUUGAUGUGUACUUACAACCUUUGAUUGAUGAAUUGAAAUUGUUGUGGUCUGAGGGGGUAGAAACAUGGGACAUUUCUCGUAAAUGA
Solanum stenotomum is the source of this 1536-nucleotide messenger RNA. RefSeq lists its product as uncharacterized. The coding region runs from base 1 to 1536 and encodes 511 amino acids. The record is from RefSeq and is a predicted model, not a curated record. Lineage: Eukaryota; Viridiplantae; Streptophyta; Magnoliopsida; Solanales; Solanaceae. The transcript is spliced from 5 exons.